AUGUCAUUCGGAAGAGCAUCAAUCCCAAAGCCAUACAAUGAGCCAAUGCUCAACUAUGAGGUCGGUUCACAUCAGAGACAGUUGUUGAAGGAUGCCUGCAAGAGAUUGAGAGAGCAGCCACCCAUUGAGAUCCCAUGCAUCGUCGGCAAUGAGGAGAUCAGAACCGGUGACAUCCAGAAGCAGUUGACUUGCUCCGAUCACAAGCACGUCGUGUGCACCUUCCACCAGGCCAACGCCGAGGUGCUCCAAAAGGCCGUUGAUUCUGCCCUCGAGGCCAAGGUGCGCUGGGAGCAGCUGCCAUUCGAGGAUCGUGCCGCCAUCUUCUUGAAGACUGCCGAUCUGCUCAACACCAAGUAUCGUUACGAGAUCUUGGCCGCCACCAUGCUCGGACAGGGCAAGACCGUGUGGCAGGCAGAGAUCGACGCUGCCGCUGAGACCAUCGACUUUUUGCGCUUCAACCCCAAGUACGCCGAGGAGAUCUACUCUCAGCAGCCACCAGCCAACACCAACGGCUGCUGGAACCGUGUCGAGUACCGUCCAUUGGAGGGCUACGUCGUCGCCAUUUCCCCAUUCAACUUCACCGCCAUUGGCGCCAACCUGCCAUCGUCACCCGCUUUGAUGGGUAACGUCGUGCUGUGGAAGCCAGCUUCCACCGCCAUCCUCUCAAACUACAUCGUCUACAAGGCCUUCCGUGAGGCUGGUCUGCCAGCUGGUGUCAUUCAAUUCCUGCCAGGUAGUGGACGUCUCGUUGGAGACAUCCUCAUCAACAACAAGCACUUUGCCGGUCUGCACUUCACUGGAUCCACUGGAGUCUUCAAUGGAAUCUAUCAAAAGACUGCCGCCAAUCUGGCAUCCGGUCUCUACCGUGGCUACCCACGCAUCGUCGGUGAGACUGGAGGCAAGGACUUCCACUUUUUGCACAAGACUGGUGAGGUUGACCACUUUGUCUUCAACACCCUGCGUGCCUCCUUUGAGUACCAGGGCCAGAAGUGCUCCGCUUGCUCUCGUGCCUACGUCCCAGCCUCGCUGUGGCCAGAGAUCAAGGAGAAAUUGAUCGCCAACAUCAAGGAGAUGAAGCAGGGUCAGUCCGAUGACUUCUCCGUCUUUGUCUCUGCCGUCAUUGACAAGAACUCCUUCAACAACAUCAAAUCAUACAUUGACCACGCCAAGGCCAACCCAGCCGAUGCUGAGAUCAUUGUUGGAGGUGGAUGCGACGACUCUGUCGGAUGGUUCGUUCAGCCAACAAUCAUCCACGCCAAGAAGCCCAACUACAAGUCGAUGGAGGAGGAGAUCUUUGGACCAGUCCUGACCAUUUACGUAUAUGAGGAUGAUAAGUUUGAGGAGACUCUGAGACUUUGUGAUACAACAUCACCAUACGCCCUCACUGGUGCCAUCUUUGCCAGAUGCAGAUAUGCCAUUAACACUGCUAGCCAGAUCCUUAGGGGCGCUGCUGGUAACUUCUACAUCAACGACAAGUGCACUGGAGCCGUCGUUGGCCAACAACCAUUUGGUGGUGCUCGUGCCUCUGGUACCAAUGACAAGGCUGGUGCCUCUUUGAACCUCUUGCGAUGGGUCUCUGCUCGUACCAUCAAGGAGAACUUCAUUCCAUUGACCACCUGGAAGUACCCAUACCUUGCACCAGAGAACUAA
Messenger RNA from Acytostelium subglobosum LB1, 1650 nucleotides. RefSeq lists its product as hypothetical. Bases 1 to 1650 code for a protein of 549 amino acids. The record is from RefSeq and is a predicted model, not a curated record. NCBI's taxonomy places the organism in Eukaryota, Evosea, Eumycetozoa, Acytosteliales, Acytosteliaceae. Gene Ontology annotation, molecular function: L-glutamate gamma-semialdehyde dehydrogenase (NAD+) activity. The transcript has 2 exons. Gene Ontology annotation, cellular component: mitochondrial matrix.